This is a messenger RNA of Anastrepha ludens (Mexican fruit fly), 11503 nucleotides long. It is a transcript of the gene C3G, whose product is annotated as guanine nucleotide-releasing factor 2. NCBI's taxonomy places the organism in Eukaryota, Metazoa, Arthropoda, Insecta, Diptera, Tephritidae. Gene Ontology annotation, cellular component: plasma membrane. The coding region runs from base 1398 to 5795 and encodes 1465 amino acids. Gene Ontology annotation, biological process: positive regulation of GTPase activity; Ras protein signal transduction. The transcript has 20 exons. Gene Ontology annotation, molecular function: guanyl-nucleotide exchange factor activity. The record is from RefSeq and is a predicted model, not a curated record.
UUAGCACGACUAACAUCGGCGAUAGCAAAAGCAUUUAGUAUCCGAUUGGAUUGCGAGCAAACUGACUGACUAAGUAGGAGUAACUAUAGACGUUGCGGGAAAAUAGGUACAUUCGUAACCGCAAAACUCGAUCAUUCAAAGAUUUCCAUGUAAAGAAAAGAAGAAAAAUUAUUAAAAAAAUAUACUUGUAAGGUAAAUAGAAACUCCAUGUCGAAUAGUACAAGAAAAUCGAUGAAAUCGAAAUUGUGGCGAUACAAUACAUUGAACUGAAUGAAAAAAAAAACAAAAACAAAAAACAUUAUAAAUGAAGUGAGGUAUCCGCUGAGGCGGCAGUGUGUUCAACUGGUGAUGCGAGUGAACGAAUUACGUGCCGUACAGUAGCAGCGACAACAGCAAUAACUACAACAACGACGACAACAACAACAACAAGAUCAAUAAAAGCUAGUAGAAACUAAUAGAAAAGCAAAACACCAUCCAACAAAUGAACUCAAAUCAACUCAGCUCGCCAAAGCCUCGGUUCGUCGCGCAGCCACAACUCACUUUCUGUUCAUUCGAAUUGUGUUGUGAUCGAAUUUAAUUUUUGAUUCAAUUCCAUGAAUGAAUAAUCGGUGGAGUAAAUGACUGCCGAACUGAAUUGAACAAUUUACAACAAUACAAACACACAUACAUACCAUAUUUAAAAUUGUAUACUUUCAUCGGACCAACAACUAGCCGCAGCCGCAUCAGAAACACAAACAGCACCACCAUCACCAGCAGCACCAGCAGCAACAGUCACAGUUCACUGUUAAGUUAACGCCGAUAGUUGCAGCAGUUGGCAUUCGACAGCUGUAGAGACGGUUGCUAUAUGAACAACACCACUCACUGUCUAUCUAUCACAGAUCAUUCAGUUUCGGUAUUUUCGGUAUACCAGCAUUCCGAUUGUGCUGUCGUCAUUGCAAUCAACCAACCCUUCAGGCAGCUGCGUCAUAUGCCGCGUCGUCAUGGCAUUUGUGUCGGGCCUUAACAGGAACCAAAAUUAAGAUUUGGUGGUGGUUGUGGUGAUGAUGCCGAAUAUUUAAGUGCAGUGCUACUGGAGUUUGUGCGCGUGAAUUUGACUACACUUUCGCUUUUGUUGCAUGCAGCAUGCAGUUUGUGUGCGUAGUACGUGCAUAAGAAAAGGCAGAUAAAAGUGUUAAGUGUGAAAUAAUUGAAAAAUAAGUUUAAUUUGAUAAAGAAAACUAAAUUUACAGUGCUAUCUAAUCGUAGACUCGCGAGCGUAUGUAUGUGUGUGUAUGCGCGUACUCGAAAAUCACCAAGUGCACCAACAUUCUAAGUGGAUUUUUUUUUUAUUUGUAUUUUAUUGUCAGUGCCUAUCUACUGUCUUUUGUUUUGUUUUGUGUUCUUGUUAGACCGCAGCGAUGCGUAUUUUAAGCACCGAAUUACGUUUACGCGUUAAAAAUCGCAAGCCGCGUCCAUUCAUGCGUGCGGCGAGUGCUGACGCCACCGUCGGUGACAGUCGCUGCAGUGUAAAUCAAGCCUUCGACGAUGCAGAUGGCGGUGGUGCGGGUGGUUCGUUUAGCAGAGACAGUGCCAUCAGUUCUCCAUCCACACCUAAUUCCUCACUUUCUUCACAAUCGAAUCUUGUUUGUGGAGGUGGUACACCAUCGCCAAAUACACCCUCUCCUGCCACACCCACUUCUCAACAAUCCGCCAAUACACCGCUGAGCGGCAAUAGUGCGAUAUAUCAAACCCCUGGCAGCGGAUUUGGUGUCUCACCAUCUGGACAUAAGAACAGUUUGAAGGGUACGAAGUUAGCGCGUAGAGCGCGCUCUUUUAAGGACGAUCUAAUCGAGAAAAUCUCCAUGAUUCGCACACCCAACAACACUUUGGGAAGAUCCCAUUCCCCACAUAGUCCGCGCAGCAAGCCCAUGAAACCCCCACCGACCGCCGAAGAGGUAGCCAAGUCUGCCAGUUCGCUGGAAAUGCAUGUCAAGGAUAUUUCGAAUGCUCUAAAGCACUUCUGCGAUGUUAUACUCAAGUCAAAGCUCGAGGUUCUGCCGGGCAAUGCAACCGUUAUACUUGAGACCAUCGCCAGCAUGUACACUGUUAUACAGUCCUACGCAUUGGACAAACAUAGCACCGUCCUCUUGUCGGCAACACAACAAGUGUAUCAGUCGCUUGGUAAAUUGGUGAAGCUCUGCGACGAGGUAAUGCUUAUCUAUGCAGCGCGCCGAAGCGAUGACGAAGGCGGGGAAGAUCAGGCGCAAGAUGAGCAUCAACAACUUAAGGCAUUGCUCAGUGAAGAAAAUGUGAAGGAGAUUGUUGAUUUGCUGGGUGAUGCGGUGCGAAAUUUGGCGACAUUGGCGCAGCAAAAACUGAAAGAGCGCGAGGAGAAUGCUUUCAAGUAUGCACCAAGCAAUGCGGACGCAGCUGCAACGGCCAACAACGCUGCCGUGUCACACAAUAACCUAAUGCGACUGCCGGUGGAAGUUGCUGGUCAACGUACAUCGCUGCCGGACAUAACGCUAACACCGAAAGAACGUGAUAUUUUGGAGAAAACCAACUCAAAUCCCAUACGCGCUUCUCACAGUACAGAGAGUAUUCUGCGCGAUACGAGUCCACCACCUAAACCGCCGCUACCAAAUAGACCACCACCGCUGCCGCCCAAACGUCGUAGUCAACAGCAACAACAACAGAAUUCACAUAAUAAGAGCAUCAACUCGGACUUGGAUUGGAGUUCUGACAUUUCGCUUGGAAACUAUGGUGUUGAUUACAAUCUUUCGGUGCGUUCACAUUCACCGGACGAAAAUUCUAGUCAAUGUUCGCUCGAUUCGGAAUUGAAUCAUUCACGCGAGGAGGAGGAGCUGAAGUCAUUGGUGUUAGCCAAUCGUCUGAACGAGUUCAAACCACUUAUAAGCGGUGGCAAACGUGCUGCGUUGAACAAUAAAGUAGCUGGCAACAAAACAGUUGGCACUAUUGGUGGUGGCGGCGUUAGUAGCGAGCCCACCAACACACAAGCACAAAGCGUUGUCCUCGAAGAUUCCAAACGUGCUGCCGGCACUGGCGAUGACGUAGAUGAAUGCGAUUUCACACAAGCCGGCAAUGUCAAUAGCGGCGCUGGAGGCGCUAUGGAUAAACUGGAAAUGCGCAAAAAUAUUAACAAUCGUCAUUCCAAUGAAUCGGGCUUCGUCUCCAUGACGUCGGUGCGCACCUCAGCGCAGAGCGUUUCGAAACGUUCAUCAGAUUGUGGUUUUCAGUCAUCUACCAAGUCUAGUUCUAACUCAGAAAUCGCUUUUGAUGCCAUUGAAUCGUCGAGUAGUGGGGAAUUUCACACGCAAACACAAGAGUUCCACCAGCAAACGACGUGCUUAUCCAUGACGAACACGAUAUCGUCUACAAUGAUGACUACGUCGAACAGCAUCAUGAAUAAUAUGUCCACAUUGGCGCACGAUGCGCGCUCAAUUAGCAAUACGAGCAGCGUGAGUCCCGAUCACUAUGAGAGCGGCGGACUUGUAACGGAACGUUCAGUUCACACCACCAGCAGCGCUAGUCAUGUGCAAUCGUCGUUUUCGUCGCUGGUGAAGGCUAAUAGCUUGGACACUACUUCAUCUUCGGAUGGUGGCAUGGGUUCGCAUAGUGAUCUAGUGCCGCCAGCAUUGCCGCCCAAAACGAGUCGUAGCAAGGAUGCACGCAUAUUUUCUCAAUAUGACAAUUUCGAUGAAAUCGAAGAUAACAAUAGCGAAUUAGCCGAGCUUCGUCCCCACCAUCACUAUAACAGCAAUAGCUAUAGCCAGCAUAAUCAACACACGCUGCAACAACAUCAUAAUCAUCAUCAUCAAUAUCAGCAUCACGUGUCGCAGUGGCAGCAAACGAAACAUCAAAGUCUCAUCGAUUCACGACGUCUGGGCGGCGGUUUUGUCAGCAGUUGCACGACCAUGGGAAGUAUUGGUGUCGAUAUCAGUAGCAGUGGCGGUGGCGGUGGCACUGCGGAACAACCGCCGCCGCUACCCAUCAAGAAAAAGCACAUUUGGGCGUAUAUGGAGCUAUGUCAGGGUCCCAACCGGCCACUUGGACGCCAUACAAUGCAUAUGUACGAUUUGACGGGGAACAUCUCACACAGCCAAACAAUGAACAUUGUGCCACUACCAAAGGACUUAUCGCCACCGUCGGAGCAGGAAAUGCCGCCCGCACUCCCACCAAAGAACUACAAACAGCAACGCAAGUCGAGCGCCACACCGCCCACCAUAAUCACUACGCCACCGCCUAGUCCGAAACCCGCACAUUUGAGCGCCAGUGCAGAUGCUGAGAAUGGGCGGCCAGCGCGUGUGCUGUCCGCCACACAAGGCAGUGAAAUGAUGUCAACCGUCUGUGAAGAGCUUAGUGAUCUUACCGAAGAAGAGCAGGCGUCACUGCGCCACUCGCAUCAGUUGCCCAACGAGAAUUGUGGUAGCCAUAUGAGUCGUCGACAUUCACCACUGCGUCGAGCAGACACACACGAAGGUACGCACGGCUGUAGAUCUGAGAGCGCUGGAGAAGAUCAGCUGCUAGAGCAUAGUAACUUUGGUGAUGAUAAGUGUGGUGAAUUGCAAACGGUUUCACAGGAGGAGCUGCCAAAAAUGCUGGAGGAAAUUGAUGUGACCAAAUAUUUGGUGCUGAAGAGAAAAGACGAAGAUGGGCCGGAAGUGAAGGGCGGUUACGUUGAUGCAUUGAUCGUGCAUGCGAGUCGUGUGCAGAAUGACAAUGCUUUCAUUGAUGCCUUCAUCACGACGUUCCGCACCUUCAUACAGCCAAUCGAUGUGAUCGAGAAGCUAACACAUCGCUAUACGAUAUUCUUUUGUUGCCAAAAUGACCAAAAGCAACGAGUGGCCAGAGAGACAUUCUCGCUCCUAAUGAGAGUAGUGGAUGGUUUGACGUCCAUGGACCUGACAGAUCAGCUACUGUCGCUCAUCGUGGAAUUCAAUUACCAAUUGGUAUGCGCAGGCCAAUUAUAUUUAGCAAAAACAUUGCGCAGCAUAUUUGUGGAGAAGGUGACUUUGUUCCGAGAACAACGUUUGCCACCACCCAAAGCAGAUAUGCACAUCACAGUCACCAAUCAACCCAGUCUACUCGAUCUCAAAUCAGUGGAAAUUGCCGAGCAAAUGACGCUGCUGGAUGCUGAUCUAUUUCAGAAAAUCGAAAUACCUGAGGUAUUGCUCUUUGCCAAAGAGCAGAGCGAAGAGAAGUCGCCCAAUUUGAACAAGUUUACCGAGCACUUCAAUAAUAUGUCCUUUUGGGCACGUUCGAAAAUUCUUACUUUAUGUGAUGCCAAAGAACGUGAAAAGCAUGUUAUUAAAUUCAUAAAAAUUAUGAAGCAUUUGCGUAAAAUGAAUAAUUACAAUUCAUAUUUGGCAUUGUUGUCAGCGCUCGAUUCAGCGCCCAUUCGAAGACUGGAGUGGCAUAAGACUAUCACUCAAGACAUAAAAGAAUACUGUUUGCUGAUUGACUCCAGUUCCAGUUUUCGCGCGUAUCGAACAACAUUGGCUGCAACAAGUCCGCCGUGCAUUCCGUACAUUGGAUUGGUGCUGCAGGACUUAACAUUUGUACAUGUUGGCAACCCAGACUAUUUGAAAGAAGGUGUGGUUAAUUUCUCCAAACGUUGGCAGCAAUACCAUCUAAUAGAAAAUAUGAAGCGUUUCAAAAAAUGUGAGUACAAUUUCAAGCGCAACGAACGCAUUAUACGCUUCUUUGAUAACUUUGAGUAUGAAUUGGGAGAGGAAGAGAUGUGGCAAAUAUCAGAAAGCAUAAAGCCGCGUGGCAGGCGGCCUGUACAAGCCUAAAGUGCACAGAGUGUAAUCACAAAAUCCACAUAUCCUGAUAGAAUACUCAAUGAGACGGUAAAGAAUCAGCAGCAGAGAACCCACAUAAACAUAUUUGAGGUAUAUUUAUCAAGAACCUGUGCACAUUCGAGCCUGGAGCAUAGCAUUUAAAAAGCAGCAAACGAGCAAACAAAACAAAAUAAAAAACAUAAACAAAAAAAGAAACCAUAUUCACAGCUAUUAAAUAGUAAUUAAAUAUUUCAAAGCACAGUUAUAGAUUACACCACUUGCUAUCAUAAUCACAUAGUGAUAAUCAGCAUCAUGCACUCAUUGAAAGCACCUACACAAUUCAAUGCAUCAAAAAAAGCAAAAAAAAAAAUAAAAAAUACUUAAAAACUGUGAAAACUGAAAAUUUGCACAACAGUUUGAAAGUAGUGGUAACAUUAAAUAUAUUAGCAAAGUCAUAAUGAAAAAUUAAAUCAGCAAAAAAUAAACUAGGAAAUAUAUAUAUGCAUAUAUUAAAUCAAUCGAUGGAACAACAACAAGGCAAGAAACCAAAACCAAACCAAAAUGCACCGACACAAACACAACGAAGUUAUAUGUAUGUAUGCAUGUUUUUGUACACCCAAUCAGUUUUAUGUGAAGAUAUUUAAUUGUCUCUUAACUGCAAUGGCCAAUCUAUAAGACGAUGGUGCUUCAACUAAACAAGCAAUCAACGUGUAUGUUUUUAUUAUUGUAAAGCAACUACAAAUCAACGAUUAAUAUUUGAACCGUCAAACACUUUAUUAAGAAAAUGUGAGGGCGACCGCUUAGCGACCCAUAACGAAAGAACUUUAAAAGUUAGCUUUAGGUUUUAUGAAAGUUGUAACUAUGACUGUUGAGAAUUAUCUACCUAUUUAAUUUGAAUGCCAAUUGGUUUUGCUGCUUUAAUGAGCCUUUAAUGAAAGUCAUAGCUAAUGAUUGCGGAAUUACAGUUUAAGCUAUCAUUUAAAUUGAAGUAAAUGUCAAAAGUCUUCACAAAAAUAUCAAACAAUCUAAAAUCAAAGAGUGGUGUUUUGUGAGCAACUCAACUACAAUUUUUUUGUGCUAACUAAAUUUAAAAAAUCUCACACGCAACAAAGUCAUGUAUGUGGUUUGAAUCGAAAUUAUGACUUGACUGUUUGCUUAAGGAGAAACACCACUGUGAACGCGUGAAAAUUAAGUGAUUUACAUGAAUUUUUUUUUAUAAGUAGGGAUGAUUAUUUGAGGAUCAGACAAAUUAUAAUUUAUUCAACAUAUAUUCAACUAUACUGACACAAAUUUUUAUUAAAAAAUAUUAAAAAUUACAAUUGUUAUUAAUAUUAAUGCAAGGACGUCAUACAAAAUUGAUGCACCCUGGUGGCUACGAUACAGCGGUGAAAAAUCGUUUGAAAGCAAAAAACGAAAAAAAUUCUUUAUCUAUACAUCAAUGGCUAUCGUCGUACGUGGCGGUUUUUUUUUUAUUUUUUAGAAAAUGGUGCAGGUUUAAAAAAAAGAGAUUGUAUUUUUACCCUUUUUUUUGUUUUCGAAAGGUUUGAAAAAAUAUUAAUAUUUGGAAUUAAAAAAAGGCUAUGUACGACUGUAGCCAGCCAAUACAUGUAGAAAAAUUAAAAAAAAAAUUAAAAUCGGUUCAUAAGUCUUCGAGAAAUCGAGGGCCCCGUGUUCAGAAAAGUCGUUUUGAGAAAAACGCGUUUAAAAUUUUCAUUGGCCUUCGUAACUCACUACCUGCACUUAUUGUAUUGGGUAUAACUUCGUCGAUUUUCAUGAUUUUAAGUUAAUUUUUUUUACAUAUUUUUGAAUAUAUCUACUUUAAGAAAAUCCAAAAAAAAAUCGAUUUUUUUGAAAAAUCAUAGUGGUGUUCCCCCUUAAUAUUUUCCUUCAUGUAGAUUCAAACAGUAUUGCUUGUAUGUCAAAUUGAAAUUAUAUUUUAAAAGCAGAUUUAGUUUUGUAUCAAUAAUUUGUUAUAAUUUAAUCAAAAUAAUUAUUUAAAUAAAAUAGAAAUUUAAUGUACAACUUUUUAAAGCGCACUAAAAUACAAUAAAAUAAUCUCUUCUAGGCCCAUAUAAAUUCUUAAACGCAUAAGGGAAAUAUUUGAUUGUGAAUUUUGAAUAACUUUAGAUUUCAAUCCGUAAACGUCAACGCAAGUUGUUAGCAAUCUUAUUGCACUUCACUUGUUAUAAAGUACGAAGCAGUGUGAGCUUUCGCAAUAAGUGUCAAGAGUGUUAGAAAACUAGGUUAGGUUAGGUUGAUCUGACGGGCUGAAAGCCGUCACAUAGACCUAUGGGUCCUUAGUGUUACUAGAUGGAGUUUGACCCUUACGUUUCCUUGUAGUAGGCCUCUUUUAAUAAGCCUGCGUCUUUUGCGAGCCUAAGUAAGCUAUCAAGCUCUAACUCGAGAGACAUUCUAACUUCUCAUAUUGUAGAGCUCCAAAACAUUUCAUUCGGGUUCUAGCUAAUGCCAGGCAGGAACAUAGAAGGUGUUUAAGAAGUUCCCUCACUUCUAGUUCAUUGCAAAAUCUCCAGCUGUCAUUGUUUGCAAUUCCCAUUUUGUAAAAGGACAUAUUUACGAUUUCUAAUUGAAAUAUUAUUGUCAAUGUUUUAUAGUAGAAUUUCGCGCGGUUUUAUUAUUAUUUUUUUUUUAACAUUCUAAGCCAGUAGCUUCUGUAUUUACAGGAGACACUUUUUUAGAAAAAAUGCAAAAAAGUUCAAUUUGAGAAUAAAGUGUUUAAUGAAAAUGUUUGUCAAAAAAUUUCAACAUGGGCUACCGAAAACAAGACAUCAAUAAAAGCGUUUUUUUCCUAAUUGGUAAAAUACUCGCUAGAAUUCCACUACUAAACAAAACUGAAAUGUGUUGAACUGUAACUUUAUUCUUCCAAACUGGUACUGUCAGCAUUAUGUGGUAACUUUUCUUUCCAAAAAUGCUUUAGAAAAUUGUUAUUAGGAAGAAAUAAAAUCUUUUAUUAAACUAUUGUUCCAAUUUGCUCUUACUAUCAGGUGUUUGUUUUUUUAGCUACGUGAGAACUAUCGAUAUCCAUAACUGUGGUCUGGCAGCUGAGAAUGGCAAAAAUAGUUGCCAAAAAUUCAUCAGCUAAACAUCAAAACUUUUGAUUCCAACAACAACAAUUUGUAGACAUGUGUUAUUGCUUAUUAUAAAAUGUAAUAUUGAGUUUAGACAUCCUUUACUCCAAUACGAGUUGAAAGAAAGAAAUAUAGAUAGAAAUAAAAUAAAAUAAUUCAAAUUUCGCAUGCGUAUUGCUGCCAUAAUUUUUUGCAACCUCAGUAGACGUCGCUUAAGGAUUUACGCAAGGCGCAAUUAUUAAAGGUGGUGGCACUAGACCAACAACAAUGUUUUGUACGUUUCAUUGUCACGGCAAAGUAUUCUAAAAAUAGAAAACAAAAAAUUAAUUCACCUUGUCUUAUUCUGUGCUGACAUGGACACAGCGAAAGAAAAAACAAAAACAAAUCAGCUAAUUUACCAACACCGCCUUUAAUAGAUUCGCCUUGGAUUCACCACAGCUGUCUAUUACCAGCAGCGAAAUGCGCAAUUAAAUGAACUAUUGGUUUUCUUUGCCUUUACUUCAUGCCAUGAAUAAUAAAUAAACGAGCCAAAAAUGCUAAAUUAUUCUAUCAAACCAAUUUCUAUGAAGAAAAUCUUGUCAAAACAGUUGUUGUUGUUGUUGUAGCAGCAUAAACAUUCCCCGUGCAUAUACGAGGAAUGCUGCUGAAGUGACAGUCCUUGGCCGGAUAUAAAUCCGGGUCGUUCCGGUUACGUAGAACCGACUGUCGUGGGAACGCUGUCAAAACAGUCUUGAUUGUAAAUUUUGCAGCUAAUCUGCCAUAUGUGAAUGGGUACAUUCAUUCUUGUUUAUUUAUUGCUAAUCACCGCAUAUGGGAACGUUCUUUAACAAUCGAUUUAUUACAAUAUUCAAGCCCCCAUUGACGCCAUACGGCUAGAUUUAUUAGAAAAAGUUGACAAACAUUGGACUAAUCGAAUAACUCGUAGCCGCGGCAGAUAUUUGCCGGAUAUCAUACUCAAAAAAUAAAUGCCAUGAAAUUAUCUACAAGAUUAUAAUUAAAAAAAUCCAAAUAAUAUCUAUUAUGCAUUAUCCUUUUAAGUUCUCAUGUUCGUGAAAAAACACCCGAUACUAUCUGGAAGCAUGUGCUAAUUGGCUGAAAAUUACUACUCUUGUAUUUAUAAUAAACUAUUAGUUGCGUUAUGCAAGGUUAUGAAAUUUUAAUUCUCUGCUUCUCUUUGUACAUACAUAGGUACAUAUACAUACAUAUAUAUAAUAAUGAAUUAAAACAAAAAACAACUCUGCAUCCACAGCCAGAUUGUAUAGCAAAAUGCAUGCAUGCAAAUUCAUGUAGCAAUAACAAUGCACUUAGCACUUCCAGAAGAGAAACAAAACUAACUGUUUUGUACAUAUUUAACAGAUGUACCAUAUGUAAGUGUGUAUGUAUGUUCGGUGAGUUACUGCAGUUAAAUGCUCUAAAUACAGAUUGUAUAUAAUUUUUUUAAGCUACUACAAAAUUUCAAAAACCUUUUUGUACGCCUUUGCCAGAUAUGACGUUUAUAUUGAAUUUACAUAAUUUUUUAAGUCGAUAGCUAAACACAAAAAGCUUGCGCACACACAACAACUUCACCGCAAGCACUGCUAAAACUACUAAUACACUAAACUAUGGUAAAUGAAUAUAAAGAAGACUGUCCUAGGGUAUAAAUUAAAUAAUUGUACUGCAUCGUAUUGUGCUAGUUUGUUAUUGCUUUGCUGAUGUAACCAAAAAGCAUAGCAUGGCAUGGCAUGGCACGGUGAGUAAAGCUACAUUGUAAUGCAGUAUUUGCAAUGUUGGUAUUGUUAAUGCGAGUUAAUGUUUAUGAAAAGCAUAGAAAAUGAAGUGUUAAUUUUUUUCGUUAAGCGCAAAAAAAGGAAAACAAAUACAUUGGCAUGCAAUAACAAAACAAAAACACUGGUAAAAUGCAUUUUGUAUACCUACAUAUUUGUUUAAGUGAAAUUUCUGCAAUGAAAAUAUUUUAUUUAUGUUAAAUCUAUUUAAGUUGCAUGUUUUUGUAUAUUAAUUUCUAACUAUGCAUAAAUAAAAUAUAUGUAAAAAUUAUGUAAAACAUAGAACAUAACAUGUAUGUAUAUGUAUGUAAUAAGUAAAUAACGCUAUUGCAAGUCGAGCCAUCAUAGCUGUCCCUUUCCUUCAAUCAUUUCUGAAAAAUAAGAAGUAUAUUUUCGAUUGUCUUAACUAAUUGUUGUAAAAACGCUUAUGUGCCUAAUAGAGUAAAUACAAAAACAAAAACAAAACUUUACUAUACUUUAAUUCCAUUGCUAUAUGAAAUGUACUUGUACUCUAUUUAUCACCAAAUAUAAUGCGUAUGUACGUACAUAUCGCCCAUUUUUUUCAAUUUUCGUCAUAAACCAGAAAAACAAUUUUGUUUAGAUACAGCGUACAGAAAUUAGGUAUGUUCAUGUAAAAAUUAACCAGUAACUUAAUUUCCGAGAAUGCCGCCCCAAAGAGAAAAAUAUCAAGAGAAGUACAUGAAUGCAAACCAGUAAGAAUUUUCAAGUUUUACAUACAGCUAACUAAGUUGUUGGUGUUAUAAACCACAAAAAUUGAAAAAGUAUGCAGUCAAGCUACCUGGUGUUAAGGGGUUAUAUACAGUUAGAAGGCCGAAAAAAAGUGAAUUUUCUAGAAUUUUUUCUGAGAAAA